AUGAAUCGACCAACAAGUCGACAGGAUUUCCGCAUUGCGAUCAUUUGCGCACUUUCACGCGAAGCGGACGCGGUUGAAGCUCUUUUCGACAUCCACUGGGACGAAAACGGGCCUCCUUACGACAAAGCAGCAAAUGAUCCCAACGCCUACUCCACCGGCUGUAUCGGAAGACAUAACGUUGUGCUUGCCUACAUGCCGGGCAUGGGGAAAGCAAACGCAACUCUUGUCGCGACCAACUGUCGUAUCAGCUUUCCCAGCAUUAGCCUGGCUCUCGUCGUGGGAAUUUGUGGUGCCGUGCCGUUUGCGCCGAGUAAUGGGGACGAGAUUAUUCUAGGCGACGUCAUCAUAAGCGAUGGACUAGUCCAGUAUGAUUUUGGACGACGACUUCCUGAGCGUUUCGUACCGAAGGACACUCUUCUUGACUCUCUAGGACGACCCAACACUGAAAUUCGCUCACUCCUGGCGAAGUUGAAGGGCGUCUAUACCAGGAAGACUCUACGGAGAAAGAUGCUGAGCUGCGUCGAGGAGCUUCAGGGUAGGUCGGAGCUGAAGGCAGAAUACCCAGGUCACAAAAAGGACAUUCUUUUCACAUCGAGCUACCACCAUGUUGGCGGCGGAAAGGUAUGCGAAGAGUCGGGCUGCAACGGUGAACUAGUCCACCGCCGUCGUCUUGGUGAGCUUUCAUCAAAGCCACAAGUACAUUUUGGCUUGAUUGCUUCUGGCGAUACGGUAAUGAAAGCUGGGGAUCAGCGCGAUGAGAUCGCGCAACGACAGGAUGUGAUAGGAUUUGAAAUGGAGGGUGCAGGAGUAUGGGAUAGCUUCCCAUGCGUUGUUAUCAAGGGCGUCUGCGACUAUGCCGACAGUCACAAGACGAAAGUAUGGCAAAACUAUGCUGCGGUGACCGCAGCAGCUUGUGCCAAGGCGUUCUUGAGUUAUUGGGUACCGCAACAGCAGUAG
This is a messenger RNA of Colletotrichum karsti, 957 nucleotides long. RefSeq names its product nb-arc and tpr domain protein. Gene Ontology annotation, molecular function: catalytic activity. Bases 1 to 957 code for a protein of 318 amino acids. The record is from RefSeq and is a predicted model, not a curated record. The transcript has a single exon. Lineage: Eukaryota; Fungi; Ascomycota; Sordariomycetes; Glomerellales; Glomerellaceae. Gene Ontology annotation, biological process: nucleoside metabolic process.